AUGGCUUCUCCUGCACGGAAAUCCCAAAAGGUCUCGGAGGCUCUUUCUGAUUCCCCUACGGAACGGACCCGCGCUCGAUCGGCCCAUGAGGAACUGAGCAGGCAAGGUGUCACCAGAAGUAACUCCCACACUGCUUUUGAGAACACAGCAGGCAAGACGCUCGACAAUGAUUUUGCGGUUAUAGGGAUCGGCGCUCUUUUGGAGCAAGAUCCUCGCCCGACCUUUGCCCUAAAUCUUGACACUAACGUCAAUGACAUUUUCGUGCCAGGUUUUGUGAAUAAGGCUUUUCAGUCUUAUCCUCAAUUGAAGAAUAUCCUCCCGUUCAAAACCACACCCGGCUCGCCGCUAUCCCCGAAGCUUCCUUCUGCCGACUUCAAACAAUGGAUUCGGGAUUUGGCACACCAUGACGAGUCGCCCUUCUCGGCACCUUUCAAAUACUGUGGUUUUGCUUGGAUUGGUUUCAAAAUACAGAGUAGAUGGCUCAUUGUUAGUGGACAAGAAAGUUAUGAGAAAUCAGCUUUUGAGGGAAGAUCCUUGCGACCAAUUAAUGGUUCCGCUGCCCCUCAAAGAAAUCCUAAUACUGAUUGGGAUCACCCCUUGCGGGUCAAGAAUAUUCGAACGAUUUCUAAUGAUUCUGUUUCGUCUGAUGAUUCUCUUCCGCCAUCUUUUGUAACUCCUGGAACACCAGAUUGGACACUUACUCACCCUGUAGGAGAACUCUCGCCUCAUGUCAUUCUUGCUCGAAGUGUGGACUGGAGCACAACCUCUUUAGGGGAUAUGCAGACGUGGACUCCGGAGUUUCGACAAGUAGCAAAUUUGCUAAUGUCAAAUCCCCAUCCUGCCGCUUUGUUUUGGGGAGAAGAAAUGACAGUCUUAUAUAACAAACCCUACGCUGAUACCAUUGCUGGAAACAAACACCCUCGCCUCAUGGGAGCUGGUUUUUUAACCAGUAUGGGAUUUUCAGAACUCUGGGAUUGGGUGAGGCCGGAAUUCGAAAAAGCCAGGCAAACUGGAGAGGCCGUCGCUGUUGCAGACCAGAUGUUGCCAAUCGAACGUCAUGGCUUUCUUGAAGAGACAUUUUUCACUUGGUCACUAACCCCAAUCUACGGCGGCACAUCUGAGAUACUUGGUCUCUACAAUGCUCCCUUCGAGACAACCCUGCAAGCAAGAGCUACUCGCGCAACCGAGACUUUGAUUAAAUUAGGUCAGGAAACUGCUCUGGCACAGACAGUUUCUGAAUUCUGGCCUAGAAUGCUGAAAUCCCUUGAGGACAACGAGUUCGACUUCCCCUUUGCCCUCAUAUAUUCUAUCCUUGAAGAUAUUGAUGCCGAUGAAGACGCUUCUAUGUCGUCCGAGUCCUCGCUGGGAUACAAGUCCUGCGUUCUUGAAGGAGCUCUAGGUGUUCCUGAGGGGCAUCCAGCAGCUCCAACACGUCUAGAUCUAAAGCGUGCGAGAGGAGGAUUCAUACCCUCGUUUCGUGACGCCAUGACUAGUCGAGUGCCAAAGCUUUUAAAUAUCAACGACGGGUCACUGUCCGAGUCGCUGAUGAAGGGUUUUGAAUGGAGGGGCUAUGGCGAUCCGUGCAAAGAAGCCAUUGUUUGUCCCAUUCGACCAACCAACGGAGAAAAUGUGAUGGGCUUCCUUGUUAUUGGCGUUAAUCCACGUCGAAAGUUCGAUCUCGAUUACCAAGCUUUCAUUCGACUUCUUGAUAGACAGCUGGCAACAUCACUAGCAUCAGUCACGCUUUUUGAAGGCGAGAUAAAGCGUGGAUUAAACGCUGCUGAAGCAGCAGCUUUAGAGCGUUCUAGAUUAUCUGAAGAACUUGCCGUUCAACGAUCACGCCUCCAGCGGAUGGCGGAAAUAUCUUCAGUGGGGAUGCACUCGAUGGCCCCAAAUGGUGCUCUACUUGAAGCAAAUGACCGGUGGUAUGAAAUGACGGGCCACCCGAGGGAACCGAGUGAACCAAUGUCGUUUAUGGAGCUUGUUGACGCUGAAAGCACGGAAAAGUUAGAGAAGGGAUGGAAACGACUUACCGAAGACAAAGUACCAUGGACUGGAGAACUGAAAUUGAAGAGGCCCUGGUACGAGCCAGCGACAGGUGCAAAACACGACUAUUGGAUAUUGGCAGCCUCUCAACCCGAGUUCUCACAUGAUAACAUAUUGAAGAGCAUCAUGGGCUCUAUCACGGACAUAACUCUCCAGAAACAAAGUGUCAAUGAUGCUGAUGAACGCGCAAAGCUCUCACAGCAAUUGCUAAUCUCAACGCAGCAAGCCAAAGCUCUACAGAACAAGCGCUUAGAGGAAGCAGAGGAGGCAAGGAGAGCCCAGAAUAGUUUCAUCGACAUCACCUCACACGAGAUGAGGAAUCCUUUAAGUAAAUCCUUACAUGAUCGGUUAUUGUGGUGUGGAUCUAAUCCAGAAACAGGUGCUAUCCUUCAGUGUGCUGAUGGAAUUUCGACGUCGUUGAACGAAUAUUUGGCGGAAAAGGCAAGCCUUGAUCCGGAACUAAUCAGCAUAAUAGAAGGGGCAAUUGAGUCUGCCGACACAGUACAGUUAUGUGCCCAACAUCAAAAGUCCAUUGUCGAUGACAUUCUUACUAUUUCGAAGCUUGAUUCAAAUCUCCUGCUCAUUACUCCCGACCCUAUUCAACCCGUUAAAGUUGUUCAACAAGCUCUAAAAAUGUUCGUCGCCGAGUGUCAGAUGACAAAAAUAAAGAUGGGUUUCCAUGUCGAUGAUUCUUGGCGCGAACAUGGCGUUAAUACUGUCAUGCUUGAUUCGAGCCGACUGCUUCAAGUCUUGAUCAAUCUCAUGACAAAUGCAGUCAAGUUCACCAAAUCCGAGGAAGGGGCCCGCACAAUCGAUGUUUCCCUUGCCGCAUACAAAGAACCACCACCAGAAAUACCCCCACAUUUUCAUUAUUUUCCGACGAAGAAUGAUAGAUCAGACGUAACGGCUUCUGAUGAUUUUGGGAAGGGCAAGAUCGUAUACCUACGAUUUGAAGUAAAGGAUAGCGGUUGUGGACUAGGCAAUGAUGAGAAGAAAAACCUCUUCACACGCUUCAGCCAGGCCUCUCCGCGAACACAUGUCAAAUACGGUGGAAGUGGUCUAGGUCUUUUCAUCUCACGGCAAUUGACAGAGCUCCAGGGAGGGGAAAUCGGAGUUGCGUCUGAGGCGGGCGUAGGCAGCUCGAAGAGUAGAAACCGAAGAAAGCUUACCCAAAACGGUGAAGAUUGA
Molecule: messenger RNA, 3234 nt
Organism: Lachnellula hyalina
Lineage: Eukaryota; Fungi; Ascomycota; Leotiomycetes; Helotiales; Lachnaceae
Gene: HK1
Product: putative histidine kinase
Exons: 6
Coding region: 1-3234 (1077 amino acids)
Biological process (GO): signal transduction; phosphorylation
Molecular function (GO): phosphorelay sensor kinase activity
Source: RefSeq, a predicted model, not a curated record